Messenger RNA from Helianthus annuus (common sunflower), 794 nucleotides. RefSeq names its product classical arabinogalactan protein 4. Gene Ontology annotation, cellular component: plasma membrane. The transcript is spliced from 2 exons. Lineage: Eukaryota; Viridiplantae; Streptophyta; Magnoliopsida; Asterales; Asteraceae. The record is from RefSeq and is a predicted model, not a curated record. Bases 75 to 635 code for a protein of 186 amino acids.
CUCUCUUCACUUCCACUUUCUCUUUGUAUCUAAACACUCACACUCUUUCUCUCUCUAUAACAAAAUAACUAACAAUGGAUCUGAAAAAAGCAGUUGUUCUCGCCUUCAUCUUCGCCAUUGUUGCUGCCGUCGGAGCUCAAGCACCAGCAUCUUCGCCGGUGAAUGCACCUCCAACAACCGUCAAACCGCCUGCCGCAGCACCUGUGAGUUCUCCUCCGGCGAAAGCUCCGGUGACAGCUCCGCCAACUGCUGAGACUCCGGCGAGUACUCCGCCUGCUGCGGCGCCGGUGAGUUCUCCUCCGGCAAGUACUCCGCCAGCUGCGGCGCCGGUGAGUUCUCCUCCGGCGGUUGAAUCGCCGCCGGUGCCUGAACCGGUGAGUUCUCCCGCACCGGAGACUGCUCCGACUCCUGAAGCUGCUGCUCCGGCGCCGAGUAAGAAGAAGACUAAGGCGAAGAAGCAUGAUGCGCCGUCGCCGGCUCCCGCUUCCGGUGAUCUUUCUCCGGCGGAUGCUCCGACUGAGGCUCCUGGACCGAGCACUGACUCCGCUGAAGUCGCCGAUGAGAGUGGAGCUGAGAGAUUGAAGAGUGUACAGUUUGUGAUGGCGGUGGCAUUGGCAGCAUUCUGCUGGUUCUAGUUUUUUUUUUUUUUUUAAAUUAAUUAAUUUAUUUCUUUGUUUGCUUUUAUGAUUUUAUUUAUUUAUUUAUUUUUACUAUGAGUUGUCUUCGUUAUUGAUUUGCCUAAUUGUGGUACUUUGUUUGGAUGUAUAUAAUUGUACUGUGCUACAUUAUUAUCA